Molecule: messenger RNA, 1555 nt
Organism: Panicum virgatum (switchgrass)
Lineage: Eukaryota; Viridiplantae; Streptophyta; Magnoliopsida; Poales; Poaceae
Product: wall-associated receptor kinase 3-like
Exons: 1
Coding region: 1-729 (242 amino acids)
Biological process (GO): cell surface receptor signaling pathway; protein phosphorylation
Cellular component (GO): plasma membrane
Molecular function (GO): protein serine/threonine kinase activity; ATP binding
Source: RefSeq, a predicted model, not a curated record
AUGCAUGCAGGUGCAAGCAUCGGAUUUGUUGCCCUUGUGGCUAUCGUCACUGGCGCAUACCUGACCAGGGAAAGGCGAAAGCUACAGCGCAUCAAGCGCAAUUAUUUCCGGCAGCAUGGCGUGGCGUUCAAAAUCUUGUCGGAAGAAGAGCUACAGCAAGCCACCGACAAGUUCGACGAGAAGCGCAUCGUCGGUCACAAAGGCAUCCUCAAGGGCGGCGUCGAGGUGGCCAUCAAGAAAUGCAAGACCAUCGGCGAGAAGCAGAAGAAAGAGUUCGGCAGGGAGAUGCUGAUCCUGUCCCAGAUAAACCACCGGAACGUCGUCAAGCUCCUGGGCUGCUGCCUUGAGGUGGAGGUGCCGGCCCUGGUCUACGAGUUCGUCCCCGGCGGCACGCUGCACGAGCUCAUCCAUGGCAGCCCCGUCCGGCGGCGCAUCUCCCUGGAAGCUCGCCUGCAGAUCGCCCACGACUCCGCCGAGGCGGAGGCACUCGCCUACCUGUACUCGUCGGCGUCGUUGCCGGUCCUCCACGGCGACGUCAAGUCCUCCAACAUCCUCCUCGACGGCGGCACCGCCAAGGUCUCCGACUUCGGCGCCUCCAUCCUGGUGCCGUCGGAUGCAGGGGCGGAUACAAGAGGGCGCCUCCAUCCUGGUGCCGUCGGAUGCAGGGGCGGAUACAAGAGGGGGGCUAGGGGGGCUCAAGCCCCCCUAAGCUCCUCUAAUUACACGUAAAACACUGUAGUAAGACCUCCAAAUCACCAUUAAAUUUUCAUACAAAUCAACAUCUCUAUUGUUUCAUCCCCCUCUUGCCUCCAAUCCUGCAUCCGCCACUGGUCGGAUGAGUCCCAGUUCGUCACGCUCGUGCAGGGGACGUGCGGCUACCUGGACCCGGAGUACAUGCAGACAUGCCGGCUGACCGAUAAGAGCGACGUGUACAGCUUCGGAUUCGGAGUCGUCCUCCUAGAGCUGAUCACCGGCAAGAAGGCGUUCAACCUGCAAGCCCCUGAACACGAGAAGACUCUUUCUUCGAUGUUCUUGGACGCGAUGAAGGGGGGAAGGCUUGACGAGAUGUUGGAUGAUCAGGUCAAGGACAGCAAUAGUAGCAUGGAAAUUGUUGAAGAGAUCGCGGAGCUGGCACGGCAGUGCUUGGAGAUGUGUGGCGAGAAAAGGCCAUCCAUGGAGGAAGUUGCCGACAAGCUUGGCCGGCUGUGGAAGAUGGUGAAGCAUCCAUGGAAGGAUCAGAGUAGUGCCGAAGAGACCAAGAGCUUGCUUGGGCUGCCGUCGUACGAGGUCGAUUCGGGGUUCUUCGCAGAACAGGAAAUUGCUGCAUUGACAAGGAAGCUAUCAUGAGCCUAGAAUUUGGGCUUUAAGUAGUAGCAUAUUGAUAUUCUAAAAUCUAAACAGGUUAUCGUAGUAUAUUGAUCUUCUAAACAGGUUAUCAUAGUAGUAUAUAUAUUAUAUAUUGAUCUUCUAAUCAGAUUCUAAUAGUAGGAUAUUGAUCUUCUAAACAGGUUAUCAUGUAUGUGAGCACAUUGUAUGUAUUGAUGUAUGUUUAUUA